This is a messenger RNA of Prosopis cineraria, 3051 nucleotides long. RefSeq names its product protein argonaute 16-like. Gene Ontology annotation, molecular function: RNA binding; protein binding. The record is from RefSeq and is a predicted model, not a curated record. Gene Ontology annotation, biological process: regulatory ncRNA-mediated post-transcriptional gene silencing. Lineage: Eukaryota; Viridiplantae; Streptophyta; Magnoliopsida; Fabales; Fabaceae. Gene Ontology annotation, cellular component: cytoplasm.
UGUACACAAUUUUGAGUCCCUCGGCUUCCCUCGCCUUUGAUCAUCUUCAUCUCGCUCGAUUCUCGCUCUGUCUCCUCAUACUGUGCAAAAUAACGGAGACGGAAGCGGAGAAUUACGAGCAACGUCAUUGUCAUAUGCUCCCACCCUCGCUUCCAGCAAAACCCUAUCGAAGAACCUCGUUCUCAGAGUGAAAGGGAAAAAGAUGGAGAAAGCCGCUCAUAGUGAUGAAGCUGAUGAGAUGCCAUCUUUGCACCUGCCAAUUUCCGGUGCCCCAUAUGAUGCUGAGCCCAAACAGACAGUCCCCAUUAAGUAUUCUGUUGUCAGUAGGCAUGGGUUUGGGACUGUGGGGAAACACGUGUCAUUGCUUGCCAAUCAUUUCCAAGUUUCUAUUGGUGUUCCAGAUGCAGUAUUUUUCCAGUAUAGUGUUUCUAUUACUUCAGAACAUGAUAGAGCUGUCGAAAGCAAGGGCAUUGGGAGAAAACUGAUUGAUAGGCUUUACCAAAACUACUCUUCUGAACUUGGUGGCAAAAGGUUUGCCUACGAUGGAGAGAGAACUUUGUAUACAGUGGGUCCUCUGCCACGUCAAAAGUUUGAGUUCAAAGUUGUACUUGAGGAAUCAUUAGCAAAAUGCAGUAGUUCUGGGAGUCCUGGUGGUGAUGGCAGCCUUAGUGUUGGAAAUAAAAGGUCAAAGCAUUCUUUUAAGUUAAAGACUUUCAAGGUAGAGAUAAGUUUUGCUUCCAAAGUACCCCUGCGGUCCAUUGCUUUUGCCUUAGGCGGAGUUGAGUCAGAUCCUAACACUCAGGAUGCUUUGAGAGUGCUUGAUAUCAUUCUGAGGCAACAAGCAGCUAGCAUGGGUUGUCUUUUGGUAAGGCAAUCGUUCUUUCAUGAUGACUCGAGGAAUUACAUUGAUGUUGGAGGUGGGGUAACAGGAGUUCGAGGUUUUCAUUCCAGCUUUCAUCCUACUCAGGGCGGAUUAUCUCUCAAUAUGGAUGUGGCAACAACAAUGAUCUUAACCCCUGGACCUGUAAUUAAUUUUCUCCUAUCCAACCAGAAUGUGAAGGAACCUCGUUAUAUUGACUGGGCAAAGGCUAAGAAAAUGCUUAAAAAUUUAAGGGUACGUGCAUCUCAUCGCAACCAAGAAUAUAAAAUUAUUGGCUUGAGUGAAAAACCAUGUAAUCAGCAACUUUUUAGUAUGAAGGUGAAAAAUGGUGACGUCAGUAAUGGGGUGGAGACAGUGGAUAUUACUGUAUAUGAGUAUUUUGCUAAACACUGUAGCAUAGAACUGACUUCCGCAUAUCUUCCUUGCCUUGAUGUGGGGAAGCCGAAAUGGCCGGUCUAUCUGCCCAUGGAGCUUUGCUCGCUCAUUCCCCUUCAACGUUAUACAAAGGCAUUAUCUCCAAUCCAAAGAGCUUCUUUAGUUGAAAAAUCACGACAUAAGCCUCAAGAUAGAAUCAAAACGAUAACAAAUGCUAUGACACAUCAUCACUAUGAUGAUGAUCCUGUUCUUGUGGCAUGUGGCAUUUCUAUCAAGAAGGAAUUUACACAAGUUGAAGGUCGAGUUCUUGAGACUCCAAAAUUGAAGGUUGGUAAGAAUGAUGAGUGCUUCCCUCGUAAUGGCCGAUGGAACUUUAAUAACAAGACACUUCUACAACCAACUCACAUUAAUCUCUGGGCUGUUGUCAACUUUUCAGCUCGUUGUGAUACUAGUUACAUUUCAAGGGAGCUUAUCAAAUGUGGAAUGAACAAAGGAAUUCAAAUUGAACGCCCAUAUACUUUGAUAGAAGAAGAUUCACAAAUUAGAAGAUCUAGCCCUGUUGCUAGGGUUGAAAAGAUGUUUGAGCUGCUAUAUGCUAAGCUUCCUGAAGAACCAAACUUAAUUCUUUGUGUCUUGCCAGAACGGAAAAAUUGUGACAUUUAUGGACCUUGGAAGAAGAAAUGUCUGACUGAAGUUGGUGUUGUCACACAGUGCAUUUCUCCUUUGAAGAUCAGUGAUCAAUACCUCACUAAUGUACUUCUUAAAAUCAAUUCUAAGCUUGGAGGAAUAAAUUCUUUGUUGGCCAUAGAGCAUUCAGGGCAUAUUCCCCUGAUAAAUGAUACUCCAACACUGAUUUUAGGAAUGGAUGUCUCUCAUGGUUCCCCUGGUCAAUCAGAUAGUCCAUCAAUAGCAGCAGUUGUUGGAUCUAGAUGUUGGCCCCUAAUUUCAAGGUAUAGAGCAUCUGUGCGAACCCAAUCAUCUAAGGCAGAGAUGAUUAAUACUCUAUACAAACCUUUGGAAGAAGGGAAAGAUGAUGGCAUGAUCAGAGAACUACUUUUGGAUUUCUAUCAUUCAAGUAAUGGACGGAAACCAACUCAAAUUAUUGUCUUCAGGGAUGGAGUUAGUCAGUCACAAUUUAAUCAGGUUUUGAACAUUGAGCUGGACCAGAUAAUUAAGGCCUAUCAACACCUUGGAGACGUUGAUAUUCCCAAGUUCACUGUAAUUGUGGCACAAAAGAAUCAUCACACAAAGUUGUUUCAAGACAAUGGUUCAGAAAAUGUCCCUCCUGGGACUGUCGUUGACACAGAAAUCGUGCAUCCACAGAAUUAUGAUUUCUAUAUGUGUUCACAUGCAGGGAUGCUUGGAACUCCUAGGCCAGCACAUUACCAUGUGUUACUUGAUGAGAUUGGUUUCUCAGCAGACGGCAUACAGAAUUUAGUCCAUUCGCUGUCUUAUGUGUACCAGAGGAGUACAGCUGCAGUCUCAGUCGUGGCUCCCAUAUGCUAUGCCCACCUUGCCGCUGCUCAGAUGAGAAAAUUUUUGAAGUUUGAUGAUUCAUCAGAGACAUCCUCAAGUUUCACAACUGAACUAGAUGCUGCAACCGAGCUGCCGCGGUUGCAUCGGAAUGUUCAGAGUAGCAUGUUCUUCUGUUGAGGUGUUGUGUUAGUUGACUGCUCUUGGUAAAUACUCUAAUUUUUAUCAGCCAUUGAUUUUUGACACUGUAAAUAUACGGCAUGUAGGUUUGGAUGGAGGGAAAAGUGAGGAGGAUUUUCUAAAAAUAGUAAAUUUUUUUAUUA